Acomys russatus (golden spiny mouse) is the source of this 1284-nucleotide messenger RNA. It is a transcript of the gene Zfyve21, whose product is annotated as zinc finger FYVE-type containing 21. NCBI's taxonomy places the organism in Eukaryota, Metazoa, Chordata, Mammalia, Rodentia, Muridae. The transcript is spliced from 8 exons. The coding region runs from base 43 to 801 and encodes 252 amino acids. Gene Ontology annotation, molecular function: metal ion binding. The record is from RefSeq and is a predicted model, not a curated record.
GGGCUCGGCGCGGGCGGUGGCGUGAGGGGCUCAGGCGGAGACAUGUCCUCGGGGGUGGCCGCGCGUCGGGACGCCAAGAAGCUUGUGCGCUCGCCCAGCGGCCUGCGCAUGGUGCCGGAGCAUCGCGCCUUCGGAAGCCCAUUCGGCUUGGAGGAACCGCAGUGGGUUCCGGACAAGGAGUGUCCAAGAUGUAUGCAGUGUGACGCCAAGUUUGACUUUAUCACCAGAAAGCAUCACUGCCGCCGCUGUGGGAAAUGCUUCUGUGACAGGUGCUGCAGCCAGAAGGUACCACUUCGGCGUAUGUGCUUUGUGGACCCAGUGCGUCAGUGUGCUGAGUGUGCGCUGGUGUCCCACCGUGAGGCUGAGUUUUAUGACAAGCAGCUCAAAGUGCUCCUAAGCGGAGCUACCUUCCUUGUUACUUUGGGGGACUCAGAGAAACCUGAGACCAUGGUUUGUCGUCUUUCCAACAAUCAGAGAUGCUUGAUUCUGGAUGGAGACAGCCAUCAUGAAAUCGAGAUUGCACACGUCUGUACUGUGCAGAUUCUCACAGAAGGCUUCACUCCUGGAGUAGAAAAAGACAUUCACACUUACACCAGCCUCCUGGGGAGCCUGCCUGCCUCUGAAGGCAGCACUCGAGCCACAGGCAUGUUCCUACAGUACACAGUGCCAGGGGCAGAGGCUGCAACACAGCUGAGGCUGAUGGCUGGAGAGGAUGCAAGUGGCAGCAAGAGGCAGGCUGCAGCAUGGCUGGCAGCCAUGCACAAGGCUACCAAGCUCCUCUAUGAAUCACGAGACCAGUAACUGCAAAGGGAACUGAGCUAAGAGUGACGGAGUCCAAGCUGCUUGCCCCUGCCUGUGCACUCAGGGUUCUGCCCUGUGUGUGCUUGGAAAUGCAAUUCAAGUAUCUGAAAACAGAAUGUUUCACUUACCUAGUGCAGUAUGUGCACUGCUGAUUAACGCUUUGAAGAGCUUACGUUAUAGUGCAUUGUUGGUACUUAACUAGGGUUGGGAGAAGCUGCACUACAGUACUGCUAAGACAGGUUUAGCAUAACCUAUUCCAUGUUUCUAUAAAUUCCCAGGCUCAUUAGAGGUUUUUGGCCCUAUUUCCACAGAAACAAAUUAGGUGGUGAUCGCUCAGGCCUCUGCCUAUCCUCAAUAGCCUGUUUACAAUGCCUUAGCCCGUUUAUAGACUCUCUGUUCACUCUGUCACUAAUUUGGGAAAGUGAACAGUCCUUUUAUAUGUCACUAAAAGGAAGGCAUCACCUUUGUGUUUUCUACUUCUCA